AUGUUUGGCAUCCAGGAGCAUCUGAUACGAGAAGUGAGCGGAUUAAAAGAGAGAAGUCUUGAAGAGAUGGAUCCAAUCCGGUCGUGGGUGCGUAAUGUCGGCGUGGUGGAUGCUAAUUUAGCGGCGCAAAGUGGAGUAGCUUUGUCAAGAGCUCACUUUGAGAAGCAGCCGCCCUCAAAUCUCCGCAAGUCCAACUUCUUCCACUUUGUCCUGGCGCUCUAUGACAGACACGGCCAACCUGUGGAGGUGGAGAGGACUUCGUUUGUGGACUUUGUUGAGCAUGACAAGGAACAGACAGGGGAGAAAACCAACAACGGCACGCACUACAAGCUGCAGCUGCUCUACAGCAACGGGGUCCGCACAGAGCAGGAUCUGUAUGCACGACUUAUUGACUCUGUCACUAAACAGCCAAUAGCGUAUGAGGGACAAAACAAGAAUCCAGAAAUGUGCAGAGUUCUGCUCACACAUGAGGUUAUGUGCAGCCGCUGUUGUGAGAAGAAGAGUUGUGGCAACCGAAACGAGACGCCCUCUGACCCAGUCAUCAUUGACAGGUUUUUCUUGAAGUUUUUCCUGAAAUGCAACCAGAAUUGUCUGAAGACGGCGGGAAACCCAAGGGACAUGAGGAGAUUUCAGGUGGUCUUGUCCAGCACUGUGAGUGUAGACGGUCACAUCCUGGCAGUGUCAGACAACAUGUUCGUCCACAACAACUCGAAACACGGCCGGAGGGCCCGUAAGUUGGAGCCAGGCGAGUCUGCGGAGAAUUCAAUGGAAUAUGCAGCCACCCCCUGCAUCAAAGCCAUCAGUCCCAGUGAGGGCUGGACCACCGGCGGGGCGAUGGUCAUCGUCAUCGGGGAGAACUUCUUUGACGGGCUGCAGGUGGUGUUUGGCAGCAUGCUCGUGUGGAGUGAGCUGAUCACGCCGCACGCUAUCCGUGUCCAGACUCCUCCUCGACACAUCCCAGGGGUCGUUGAGGUCACACUGUCUUAUAAAUCCAAACAGUUCUGCAAGGGAGCACCUGGACGCUUCAUCUACACAGCCCUAAAUGAGCCAACUAUAGAUUACGGUUUCCAGCGCCUUCAAAAGGUCAUUCCUCGACAUCCUGGUGAUCCAGACAAACUAGCCAAGGAGAUCCUCCUGAAGAGAGCAGCAGAUCUUGUAGAGGCCCUGUACGGAAAUCCACACAGUAAUCAGGACAUGCUGCUGAAGCGUGCCGCGGACAUCGCCGAGGCGCUCUACAGUGUUCCCCGUCCUCACAGCCAGCUGCAGGCGCUGCCCAGCUCCCCGGCCCACGGCAGCGUCAUGGGCCUGGGCUCCUAUCCUUCUCAGUUAGGCGUCAGCAUUGGAGAUCACGGGCAAAGCAGCCAAGGUUACAUUAGAAAUUCCAGCAGCUUGUCUCCAAGGGGUUACCCAUCAGCCUCCACCCCUCAGCAGUCAGGCUAUGGCGGCGGAGGGAUGACCGGAGGCUAUGGGACGGUUCCCAUGACCAGUCUAGGAGUGCCUGGCUCUCCUGGUUUCAGCAGUGCCUCCCCCACAGGCUCUCCCUACAUAAUGCCCUCCAGCCCCACUAUACCAGGAAGCUCCAGCUCUUCAUCGUCUCUCUUGCCUUUCUCCUCCUUCCCGUCUGCUGCUAAACAGAAGAGUGCUUUUGCUCCCGUCCUCAGGCCCCAGGGCUCCCCCUCCCCUGCCUGCCCCGCCUCAGGGGGGAACAGCUUCAGAGCGAUGACGGGCCUGGUUGUUCCCUUGAUGUAGCAAAGCACCCUCCCAAAUCUACCCCAGACCACUGCUUCACUUAGCCCAUCUUUUGGCAUAAAGAGGGAAGGGAGAAAGGAGAAUUGAUCCAUGUAUAACUGUCCCUCCGCAGCCUCCCCCUGCCAUUUCUUAGUCCCUUCUCCAUCCAGCUGGAUUAACGGGACGAGGUACAAAAUGUCCAAAGACCAGCCAUCGACUCCAGAGGCCGAGCACAUUAACUAGAGACAAAGCUCCUUAGCUGGCAGCCGGACCAUGUAUGUGUGUAUCAUGAAGCAUCUGCAUUUUGAAAGGGAACAAAAGGAAAACUCAAGCAUCAACAGCUUCUGUAUUUACCUCUGGCCCGCUGUCACAUGCAGCAUCUGAUUUUUUCCAACAACCUCGGCCAGAGACGUACAGGACGCGCUGUGAGAGCACUGACGGACUAUUCUGAUGUAAUGUUGCAGCUCCAAGAAGCAGGGUGCUAUUUGUCUGUGUAUGGACACCUGAAAUGGCAUGUGUGUACACUGUCUGUGAGUUAGCGAGAGGUUUCUUUGUAGUAGACGUUUUGAAGACAAUUUACAUUCCAGAAAAAUAGACCCUUUAUUUUUUGUUUCUGAUCUCUACGGUUUUACAAGGGAGAACUCUUUGUCUCAAGGGUUAUUACUAAAGGAAUUCAUAUAUUGAUUUAUUUAAGAACAAGCAAUUUAACUUAUUAUAGGUAGUUUAGGGAAUAAUAUAAACGUGUUUUUAUAAAGUGGUCUUUUUCCAAAUGAAGUUCUCACCAACUGCUAAUUAAUUUGCUAAAUUAUCAUUUUGAAUUGAUUCUGUGGUGGAGAAAAUAAACUCUGACACACUUUCUUGGAAUAAAAACGUCUUCUUCUUGCACAACAACAUCUAAAUGUUAUGCCCAGAUCUAAAGAAGGUUAUUGUCCUUGUGUAAAGGAAACAUGUUAUAGUUAGCCUUAUCCUUUUUUAUUUCACUUAUAAUGCAUGCUUUGUCACACCGAUGCCCUGAUAUUAUUUCAAUCCACUUUCUUUAUUUAUAUUUUCACAACUCAUAGAUUUUACUGUUUCAUUUGAAAUGUCUCAACCCAGUACAUGUCUCUAGUCUCUAUGCAGUACAGUAAAUAAAAGCACAAACUGCUCAAAAGUAUUAGGUGUUCAUUAAUCCAUACCAUGCUGGUCUUACUCAUUCAUUUCUGUCAUCAAAACACAAACUUCAUUCUCAGGACGUGAAAACAAAGAGUGGAUGACAUUUGCAAAUUUGUUUUUAGAGUUUGGUUAAUUUUAUUUAUUUAAAAAAAUAUUAGCAAUUUAUUAUUAUGUUUUUUGAAGCCAUCUUUCUCUGAAACGGUACAAAAAAUGGUUCAAACGUGAUUUGUAUAUCUU
This is a messenger RNA of Trematomus bernacchii (emerald rockcod), 3117 nucleotides long. RefSeq names its product EBF transcription factor 2 (gene ebf2). Gene Ontology annotation, biological process: regulation of transcription by RNA polymerase II. The transcript is spliced from 17 exons. Gene Ontology annotation, molecular function: DNA-binding transcription factor activity, RNA polymerase II-specific; RNA polymerase II cis-regulatory region sequence-specific DNA binding. NCBI's taxonomy places the organism in Eukaryota, Metazoa, Chordata, Actinopteri, Perciformes, Nototheniidae. The record is from RefSeq and is a predicted model, not a curated record. The coding region runs from base 1 to 1749 and encodes 582 amino acids.